AUGACAACGACAGCAUCGGAAUGGAUGGAAUUCUUCAUUGCAGCUGGAAUCCCUUCUAGUCCUGCUUCAAAUUAUGCCAUAUUAUUCAGUGAGAACAGAAUACAUCGGAAAAUGUUACCUGAAUUAACAAAGGAUAUACUCAAGGAAAUGGGAAUUACUCCAAUUGGCGAUAUGUUAGCUAUUUUAAAGCAUGCCAAAGAAGUUCAUGACAACGAGAUUAUGAGAGGAUUAGUAUCGGAUAACCCUAGAUCAAUUGAUGGACCAUCAGCUAAGAUGAGAAUAGGGCCCACCAAUAUAAAUGAAGUGAAAAAAUCUCAAGAAGACACAGUGACUACGAGCUCGCAGAAAAGCCGGGCCAUGAUUGCACCAACAGUUGCUCCAACAUUAAAAAUGGUGCAGUCUGCUACUGAGCAAUCAGUAAAAGACGUUCGCAAGGCAACUGCACCAACUGCCACUAAACCAAGUAGCCACUCUGGAAAACAGUCUGUAUUUGAUCGAUUAGGCGCUUCACAAAGUGAACAAAUUGCUAAGGUGGCAUCUCAUCCUGUUAGGGAAACCCAUUCAGUUUUUAAACGUUUAGGGGGUAUUCAGCAUGAUAACAGUACCUCUGCCAAGGAUAGACUUCAACCAAGCGUUAAAAUUAAUAGAAAAGGUUUAUCCACUGUUGAUAUAAGACAAGUUAAAUUAGGCUCCAUGAAACGACCAACCGAAGCGAAAAAACCCAGGGCUAGCAUGACAAAAGCUGAAAAAGUUGCUUUAGCACGAAGUGACCAACUUGGCAAUCAAGAAAGCGCUCUGAGUAGAUUAGGAGGAAGUAAUCCAGCGGCUACUACAGCUAGAAGACUUAUUAUACGAAAGAGAUGA
Molecule: messenger RNA, 864 nt
Organism: Trichoplax adhaerens
Lineage: Eukaryota; Metazoa; Placozoa; Uniplacotomia; Trichoplacea; Trichoplacidae
Exons: 7
Coding region: 1-864 (287 amino acids)
Cellular component (GO): nucleus
Molecular function (GO): protein binding
Source: RefSeq, a predicted model, not a curated record